Betta splendens (Siamese fighting fish) is the source of this 2892-nucleotide messenger RNA. Its product is annotated as WD repeat-containing protein 82-like. Gene Ontology annotation, molecular function: actin monomer binding; chromatin binding; actin filament binding. Gene Ontology annotation, cellular component: cytoplasm; myofibril; Set1C/COMPASS complex. The coding region runs from base 202 to 2115 and encodes 637 amino acids. The transcript has 17 exons. NCBI's taxonomy places the organism in Eukaryota, Metazoa, Chordata, Actinopteri, Anabantiformes, Osphronemidae. The record is from RefSeq and is a predicted model, not a curated record. Gene Ontology annotation, biological process: barbed-end actin filament capping; actin filament depolymerization; positive regulation of neuron projection development.
AAUCUCACCUUAUUCCAAUUCGAGCCAUUGCAGCGUAGGUGUGCUGUUGUCCUAUUGUAAAAUGUAAUGAUUGAAUUGUUUUCAGGGAUACGCUUGUAAAACAUAGCAGGAUGACUCUCAGACGUCCGUCAGUGUAAAGCAAACAGCGCAAUUAGCUCGGGCGCAGCCUGUUGGUUAUUUGAAUCGAGCGCAGCCGCAGACAUGAAGAUCACGGACAGCGUGUUACGGAGCUUCAGAGUUGCCAGGACGUACAGAGAAAACUCUCAGAAAAUCAACUGUGUGGACUACAGUCCAAACGGGGAGAAUGCGAUAUCAAGCAGCGACGACGACUGCAUUGUGUUAUAUGACAUACGGGAGGGGAGACCCAAACGGACGUUGUUCAGCAAGAAGUAUGGGGCAGACAUCAUCCGCUACACACACGGAGACACGCAGACUGUGAUCUACAGCUCCAACAAACUGGACGACACCAUUCGGUACCUGUCACUCGCUGACAACAAGUACAUCAGGUAUUUCCCAGGUCACACUGCACGAGUUAUUGCUCUCUCCAUGUCCCCGGUGGGUGAUAUGUUUAUCUCAGGCUCGUUGGAUAAGACUAUCCGGAUCUGGGAUCUGCGUUCUCCAGACUGUCAGGGUUUGACCAAUCCGCUGGGGAAGCCUGUGUGUUCCUUUGACCCUGACGGGCUGAUAUUUGCUGCAGGGGUGGAAUCGCAGGCCAUCAAAUUAUACGACCUCCGUGCUUUUGACAAGGGUCCAUUCGCCUCCUUUGAGACGAGGUUUAACCGGGCCUGUGACUGGACCGGACUCAAGUUCAGUAACGAUGGGAAACAGAUUCUCAUCUCUACAAAUGGAGGGAUGAUCCGUGUCCUCAAUGCGUUCAGUGGAUCUGUGCUGCACACGUUUUCUGGCUACAACAACAGCCGAGGGGUCACCCUGGAGGCCUGCUUCACUCCUGACUCCCAGUUCGUCAUGAUCGGCUCGGAGGACGGGAGGGUGCACGUGUGGAGCACCGAGAGCGGGAUGAAGGUGGCCGUGCUGGACGGGAAGCACACCGGACCCAUCAACACGCUGCAGUUCAAUCCCAGAUACAUGACGUUUGCCAGCGCCUGCACUAACAUGCUGGUGCUGGACUCGUGCAGAGAACCUGCACAGAGCUGGGACAAGGACUACGAUCACUUCCUGCUUCCUCUGCUCGUGCCUCAGGAGCCCUGCUACGUCCUCUACCGCCUCGACUCCCAGAAUGCACAGGGAUACGAGUGGCUCUUCAUCGCCUGGUCGCCCGACCAGUCGCCAGUGAGGCAGAAGAUGAUGUACGCAGCAACACGGGCCACUCUGAAGAAAGAGUUCGGAGGAGGUCACAUCAGGGAUGAAAUGUUUGGCACGGUGGAGGAGGACGUGUGCUUCCAGGGUUACCUCCGACACAUGUCCUCUCACUCGUCCCCGGCUCCACUCACAGCAGCCGAGCAGGAAUUACAACGAAUCAAAGUCACAGAGGAAAAAGUUGUAUGGGAUGAACGCAGGCGAAUCGGGACUCCAACCGCGCGAGCCAAGGUUACAAUGGAGUUCGGCCUAGACAAGCGGGCGCAGGCCUUGCAGGGCCUCGCGUUCCCUUUACAGGAAGAGGCCAAACGAGCCCUGCAGCAACUCAAGCAGAAACGCAUCAACUACAUACAGCUGAGGCUGGAUGUUGAGAAAGAGACCAUUGAGCUGGUUCACACCAAACCCACAGAGACCCGCGAGCUUCCCUACAGGAUUCCCACAGACUCACCCAGAUACCACUUCUUCGUCUUCAAACAUUCCCAUCAGGGCCAGAUGCAUGAGGCGCUGGUGUUCAUAUACUCAAUGCCUGGAUACACCUGCAGCAUCAAGGAAAGGAUGCUGUACUCCAGCUGUAAGAACAGGUUACUGGAUGAGGUGGAGAGAGACUACCAGCUGGAGGUCACCAAAAAGAUGGAGAUAGACAGCGGCGAUGGCCUGACAGAAGACUUCCUGUACGAGGAGGUCCACCCGAUGGAGCACACCUUAAAGCAGGCCUUCGCCAAGCCCCGUGGACCGGGGGGCAAAAGGGGCAACAAGCGACUGAUUAAGGGUGGCGGGGAGAACGGAGAGGAAAGUUAGACACCACACACACGUAUAUAAAAGUACAGAGGCAAAGUGAGCCAACAUCUAUGAUGUAACUGUUUUACUCUUUAGCUUCUAGCUAUUUCUUCCUUUAACAUGGGGAUUAUGUGACUGUAAAGGGAACCGGUUGUUGUAAAUUAAUAAUAUUUAUUGGUAAUGAAACCCUCCCACAUUUUUAAAACUUGCUGGUUAACACCCUAUAUUUGAAUUUGCCUAACUGGUGCAUGUACUAAAAUAGUGAAGUGUGAUCUUAUGAGUGCUGUUUUUGGACGGGAAGAGUGAUUUAGUGAAGUCUGGCAACCAGUAGACACCUCAGGUAAAAAACUGUCUAUUAAUAGGGGUCAUAUUAACACGUUACAUACUGUAUGUUUAGGAGGACGGGAGCCCAUGUUAAACACAGGUGAGGACCCAAAGCUUGAGGUUGAGGUUUGACAUCGAGCAGAAGGCUUCUAACUAAAUUAAAUUUGCCAAUCACUACAGCUGAGGGCACGAGUUCCCGUCUGAGCUGCCUUCUGUCUGAGCUUCCGUCUGGGAAAUGACUUUCUUACAUUUUUGACCACUAAAAAUCGAAUCAGGAUCACUGGGAGUUGUCUCUUUUAGGGUGCAUUGUCCUUUAUAAUUGCCAGUAAUCGGCCCACACUGUGCCCAUUGUUCCCUCUUUACCACGUGUAAAUUCAUUCGCACCACUUUUACAGUUGUCUUCUUCAGGCACACGUUCAGUGUCUGACGAAGGCUUGUUGUUUUACACAGUCCCACAAUAAAAUAUUUUCUGUA